Messenger RNA from Hylaeus anthracinus, 6830 nucleotides. RefSeq names its product mucin-2-like. The transcript has 8 exons. The record is from RefSeq and is a predicted model, not a curated record. The coding region runs from base 81 to 2153 and encodes 690 amino acids. NCBI's taxonomy places the organism in Eukaryota, Metazoa, Arthropoda, Insecta, Hymenoptera, Colletidae.
ACUGCAGACGAUUUUCACGUGUAGCACGAUCUACCUCGCAGUCUUCUAGCCGAGGAAAGUUCUCGUCUGAAGGAAUUCAAAUGAAGAAACUGGGGAUAAUCAUCGCGAUGACGGUGGUUGUCAGCGCGUACAAGGAUGAAAGGAGGACCCUGUCACCUUUAGAGGACUUCCCGCCUUAUCAAGGAACUAGGCAACACCCACCUUUCCACGAGCAACAUCAGCCAUUCCGGGAGCAAUCGCUCAAGACGCAACCGUAUCAAUCCUACAGGCAACGACACUAUCGUCAGGAGACUUCGUCGUAUCCUGAACGACUGUCCUUCAGGGAUCAGCCGUUCCUGAGAGAUUAUUCGUCAUCGAGAAGUCGACCGUUCUACGGGGACAGCUCGUCCUAUCGAGACGGGCCAGACUUAAAGGGACAGGCUUCGUUCUUCAUAGACGGAACGUCGUUCAGAGACCACCGGUACAGGGAUCGAGACACAGUCAUCAGGAACGAGCAGUCCUUCCGUGACCAGGCACUGAACGAGCAGUCCUUCCGUGACCAGGCACUGAACGAGCCGUAUUCUUACCAACCCCAACCCUUUGGCGACGAUGUUCGGUACUCAGACUCGUACGACAAGCUGACCAACUCUUACAAAGAUCAAAAGUAUAGUCAACCGGAGUCCUUUGGUAGGGAUCAAGAGUAUUUGAAGCACGGAAACCAUGGUCUCGGUUACGUUUCCAUGCCACCGGUUUCACCCUACGAGAACGCUCUACCAUUGAACGAGGAAUCGUCUACUACGACGACAACACCGACGUCGGCGUCGCCAACCGCUCAACCCUUGCAAGAGUCUACUGUCUCAACCUCAACCACCGCUGAGACUAUCACCCGACUUCAUACGUCUGUGACUUCCCAGCCGAAAAUGGCUUUACCGGUGACAAUGCCAAGCGUGAAAUCCGAUACGUUGGCUGAUUCCGAUGCUACCAACCCUCCCACGCCGACAGUUUCCACGGUACCAGCCGCAUCGGUCACCUCGAAGCAAUCUUCGAACCUGGCUCAUCCAUCGACAGUUAUGCCCACGAUGGCCAGCUUGCCUGUCAUGACCACGGAAUCGCCGUUGAUAUCCUUCGAAAGACAGCCGAUGACUCCUGUCGAGUUCCCACCGUCAAGGUUCACCCCGGCUGCGUCUUAUUACGUCCCCAACGGCCUGAAGAACAAGUUCCAGCAGUCUUUGCUCAGCUAUCUGCUGUCGCAGCAGGCGAAAGCUUCUGUCAAAAACAACGACCACAAUUCGGUGCUGAAUUACGCGCUCCCAGACGUGUUGAACAACAACGUGAACAAGAUUCAAAAUUUACCGCUGAAUUACGCGCUCUCAGACGUGUUGAACAACAGCGUGAACAAGAUUCAAAAUUUACCGCUGAACUACGCGCUUCCAGACGUGUUAAACAACAGCUUGAACAAGAUUCAGAGUCCUGUAUCGAGCUACGUGCUUCCGCAGGAAUCGAAGGACGCGCUAAAGGAUAACUUGCAGAGCUCUCUGUUGAGCUAUCUGCUGCAGUCUCAGUCGAAUCGUGGUUUAUCGUUCCAACAAUCUUCCUCACCGGAAACCCUGAAUUACAUUCCGCUGGGCAACACGUUGGCCGAGAGACCGAAGCUCCAUAUGCCAAAUAUACCGAUCUCAACUUUGUCAACAGUUUCUCGACCGAUCCAGUCCAUAAACUACGUUUCCACGAUGCCCAGAGUACCCACCUUCGUGACUCAAGACACGCAGACGUCUUCUGAUAUCCCUUUAGGUGCGACGCUAGCCUCCGGCUUGCCCCAGAGCAUCUCUGAGACCCAGUCUACGAACGUAUUCAACAGUCUACCUGGCGGGUUCAGCGGCAUAUCUGCGAGCAUACCUGGCAGUCUCUCAUCGGGCGUUUCCACAGGCAUGCCAACUUUGAACUUGGCUCAGAAUUUCCAACAUUUUGGCCAGCUGCGGCCAUUCGAAGCGACAAGAAGUCAGCCGCUCUCGUACUCCACAGGAUUGCAGAUGCAGCUGGGCGGUUUCGGCGGGAUGGAUUAUGCCUUACGGUCGAGUAAUCCUGCCCCACGGCCACUGGAGCUCGGCAUCGCGAAAGUGGGCUUAAGUAUGCCGGAGUUACCGCGACACCAGCUUCUCCAAGGUUGGGCUUAAUCGGUACUCGUGGUAAACGCACGCAAGGACUGCAAUAUACUUGGCCAUGUACGGAAUAUAUUUAUCAAACUGCCAAAGUCGAACAUAAUCUAGGUUAACGCUACAAAAGAAAAGUGUUUCAUAGUUUUAUAAUUUAGUUGUAGGUGUUAUCUAAUCAUAAGUACACGUAACAUAAUUUACAACGACAUGGAAAUAAAGCGUUGUUUUCAAAAGUGUUGUUACGCCGAAGAAAAUGUCAUUUAACGAACAAAUACUACCGACACACGACGUUUUACCUACGUUAUCGUUGAGUUUGUUCUUUGUCUCGGCGAUUCUUUCAGUCUACAAUGGUCUAACGGCCCGUAUGUUUUUCUUAUUACGAAGAAACUCCGCUGUCGACCUUCUUGCGCGUUACUUUUCCGUGUUUUAUCGCUGCAUCACCUUUUCUUUGCCUGUUAAUGGCCUCACGUGAACGAUCCAGGACGUCUGCGAGAACAAGGGUUCAGUCCCUUACAUAGUCCCGAAGGCGCCCUUUGCUUCGGCGGUAUUCGUAAAAGUCGAUGUGAAACGAUUUCGUUGCAGAUUGGAUUCGGUCGAGGAUUGUAGUUCUCGAACAUGACCAUCGUCACUGUGAAUUGCAUCGAGUGGGAAUCUGAAGUUCUGAUAUUUAGAGACUUCCUACUUCGCAGGACGCAAGGACAAAGGAGGAGAAAUAUGGGGAAAGGCGUCUUUGUGUGGUUAACGGAAUACUGACAAUGGUCGAAAGCAUGGUUUUGCAAUUGUAUUAUAUGUAUACGACUUAUGCUAUAAACUUACCUUCACUCGGGACACGUAGAAUGAAAAGUCGUCGUUAAUUUAUACUAUAUUUUAUUAAUUUUAACAAGUGUCCGUGUGUUCGGUUUGUCGUGUCUCUGAAUGAUCGUGUCCGUGUUUCGCGUGUGAACAUGUAUUAGUAUUGCCAUCGGUACAUACAGCAUUUUAGACAUUCAUUUUUGUUUCUUUGUUUCGUUUCAUCUCGCUUAUCGUUAGUCUCGGCAAAUUAAAGAUUCACCGCUUACAUCUAUGCCCUGUAUAGACCAUUCGUAGUAAUAAUUAAGAAAUCCAUAGGAAAAACAUAGUUCUCUCGCACCCAGAGCGACACACACUCUCCACUGGACACUUUAGCCGUUACGCUUCGAUCAAUUAUUUGUUUCACGAAUCUCCUUUGUUUCUCCCGUCUCGCAGAGGUGGAAUCCAACCUCGCGUGAUACGGGGUUCGUUUCAGAAUUCCGGCGAAUUUUCCUCGAGCCUCCUGCAGGCAUUCAUGUUCGCUCGCAUUCUUCGUCGACUAAAUAUAUAUGUAUUUACACAGAUGUACAGCGCCACACCAUACUCGUCCCAUAGAUAGUGUACAGGUACAUUGCAUACGUUUAUCAUGUACAUACAUAUCUAUAUACAGAGAAGGGAACGUAUCCAGGUUAGAAAAAUACACCGAUUUUACGCAGGAGUUUCAUUUUCAUCGUUAAAAAGCAUCGAAAGAAGUUCGCAUUGAGACAACUUCCAGUGAGACAAUUGUUCCUUAAUGUUCGAAGAAGUUUUUCAGAAAUUUAGAGAAGAAAUACUAUAUUUCAAUUAAUUGUCAACGAAUCGAUCUGCAAAUUUCUGAAACACUUCUUCGAACAUUAAGAAACAAUUGCCUCACUGGAAGUUGUCUCGAACACGAACUUCUCUCGAUACUUUCUAACGCCGAAAAUGAGAAGAAUCGUUAGCUGGCAGUUACUCAUUUGCAAUUAAAUAUUAAUAAACAACAACAAAUUUUCGGCUUUCUGAUGGAUUGGUAGGCAUCGGUGGAUCCUACUUUGUAUACGUAAUUAAAAUUACAAAAACAAUUGUUGUAUGAAGAUUUAGAAUUAAUACUACAAAUCAGCACUGUGUAAAAUGCUAGGCUUUGUCGACUUUCGCUCGUCGCGGAAGCACGCUUCGGCUAAAUUACGUUUUGCAGCUAGACCUGGGGUAGUUGCCGAUUUUACGCGACUUCUGACCUAUAUUACACAGGGAGGUUGGUAAGAGACAUAAAAUAAAAGCUUUCCAUGUGUGGCUUUUUUCUAGAACAUAAUUAAAGGGGAAGCAAUAAACUAAUGGAUAAAACGCGUUUUCGGUUGCUCCAAUUUCGCAAGACGCAUUAAUUUUCUUAUCGCGUUUCGGCGAAAUGAAACAAAAAGGAUUGGUGUACGGGAGGGUGAAGACGCUAAUGGCAAUAUGAUACUUCUGGUUUCGGUUCAAAGGUUCGUUCGCGAGCGAAAAAAUUCGACAAUCGUUUCCGUGUUUCCGGCCUUGCCCCUAAGAACUUUCGCUUCCCCGUUAACGAUCGAGGGCGAAGCUCGAGAACUUCGCCAAUUAAUAAUCUCUGGCUGGUUCCUUUAUCUCGCGACAGCGUAAAAUGGCACCUGGCGCGAUCUACCGCGAAUCGGAGCACGUUUAAAACGUCACUGGCUGGAAUAACGGGAGUGAAAAGUUCCUUACGGCGUUGCGGAAGCGUAUAAAUGAGACAGUAAUUCUUCUUUUCGCUAGUCUUUCGUUCCUCCUAAUUGGUACGGCAAUUGUAGACAUCGGGUAUAUACGUUCGUUCUAAGAGCAAUUUUCGCAGCAAUGACAAAUUGUCGUCAUUAGUUAAGCGUUUCGACCAUUACACCGGGCUUUCUUCGGAAACAAGAGUUAAAUACCGCGAAAGUAUAAAGUUUGCAGUCGGUCGACAGUGGAUUUAUCGCGCAAAACUAAACGGAUUUUCAUAAUUCUUCACGAAACCCAUCAAGUAUCACUUAGACGACGUUCACUAGUAUUACAAUUUCUUUUGACAUCGUGUGAUUUUCGAGCUGUAAAAACGAGAACAUUAAUUUUCAAACGAUAAUAAUUUCAUACUCAACGGGUUGAGAAUGUCACAUAAACGUUUUAUAGAACUAUAAAGGAUCCUGCAUCGUGUAACGCAAAUUUAACACCCGUUCACUGACAGCCACGUUUCCGUGUGAAAAAACCUCGAAGAGCGAAAGAAAGUAAUCAGGAUCUCUCACUCCGAAACGAACUACGACGUAACGCACAGUUUCAGUAAAAGGUAGCUUUAUCACAAUUCAUCGAGAAGAAGUUUCCCUAUUGUUCUGCCUAGCGUUUAGCGAUACACUCUCUAUCGUUACCUUUAGUGUUUGUUAGUAAUUGCGGUGUACCUAGGAUCUCUUUAGCGCCAAUCGCUGCGGCUCGAAUGAUAAUUCGUUAAUCUCUACGAUUAUUUACAAAUAUACAUUGGAAGCUUACGACUACGUGAUAGAACGUGUUCGUAGAACCCAUACAGAGUAAAAAGCUUUGAUUGUAGACGUUAUUGCGACAGCGCGGGUCACGCGAAACGCUUGUUCGUUCAAUUGCUCAAACUAGGGUAAACGUACCAAUCGGCAAUGAGCCGCCAGUGGUCGACACUUUCCGUGUUAUUAAACUCCAGAGUUAGUUUCGCCGCUGCAAAGACAUUAUCCGCUAAAGACUCGGUAUUUAUUUUGCUAGAAAUCCGUCUCGAGUAUCGUAUGAGCGAAUCGAACGGAAAAAGGAACUUCAUCGUAUCAAAGAAGUCGGGCGGUACGCCUCCCGGCUAUAUUUACUCUGUCUCGGCACUAAGAGACUGCACGAUCUUGCUGGUUUUGCCGGGAAAGGGAAGUAGAAAGAGCGUUAAGCCCAUCGAGUCUCAUUUUAUUUACUUUCCUUGGCGACGAUCGGACCAUAAAAAAGCACAGACGUGAAAACGCAAACUCUUCGUGAUCGUUCUCAGUAAAUCGAGAAUCUUAUACGAUGUUAAUAUGGACGAUGUAACAUUACAUUUUCCAUAACGUUUAUUAUUGGUACGUUUGUCCUAUUUGUUUUGAAGGUUUAGAAAUAUCGUUUCCCUUCCACGUUUCGCGCGCCCUGGUACACGUGUGACAGUGUAGACGCGUUUCGGAUGCCAAUGUACGGACAGGUAUCGUGUCUCGUACUCUUACUGAUAUGUUUGAAAAUUCGCUCGUGGGAGACUUCGUGGUCCCUCGCGGCGAUGGAACAAGAAGCGCGGCACUGCACGGUAUCGAUACGUUCGAUACAGGUAUUUCCGAUGCGUCGUUCGUGUCCUGUUGUCUGCUUCGUCGAACGGGUCAUGCACGUACAAUGUUUAUCUUCGCGGGAGAAUUCCUCUGCGCUGUUCGUAGCACAGGCAAAAACGAGCGGGGACGCCUUUCUCGUAUAUCGAUUUUCGUUUCCUCGGUGUUGGACGGGAACGCUCGAAGCAGUUAACGCGCAAUACGCGGUACAUAAAUUCUGAUCGAGGCUCGAACCGACGGCGACAUAACGCGGAAAUGAUUGACAGCAAGCACCACCUUUCCACGUUGCUUUAAAAGACAUCGAUCUUUUUAAGAUUGUCUAAAACGAAAUUUUGUACAUACAGCGAGAACAUUAUACCGUUGAAUCUUCAAGUCAAUCAGUUUAGUGGUUUCACUUCUAUGCAAGGUUGGAUAGUAAAGAACACGAAAGGGAAAAUUGAUUUUAUGAAAUCGUGACUGCGGUGUUUGUCCUUAAGCGGCACUGAAGGAAAACAGGGAUAAAGCGGAUCUUCUUAAAAGUUUCCUCGAAUUGAAUAUAUCGAGAAAAGUUUGAAUUCAAAUGGUCCGAGAAAUAAGUAACUCGAGCUACGCUAUUCUGGGACGGUUUCGC